AUGACGGCCACCCUCGUGGUGACGAGGAGGCCUACACCCAAGCUCAGUAUCCCGCUUUCAGAGCAAAUUAAGAAUUUUGGCGAUACAUCAUCUCCAUCUGCCGUCGUGGCUUCUCCCGCCUCCGACUUCUCCUUCACAUUCGCCAAGGACACGUUCUCUUAUGCUGGAGAUGGGCUAAACUACUACGCCACUUCCGCAGAUAGCAGCCCUUUGCCUUCGUGGAUCAAGUUUGACGCCGGCAGCCUCACAUUUGCCGGGAAAACACCACCAUUCGAGUCUCUCGUCCAGCCGCCCCAAAAAUUCGACUUCAGCCUCGUUGGUUCUGAUAUUAUCGGAUUCUCGGCUGUAUCCGUUGUGUUCUCUAUCGUUGUUGGUGCCCACAGAUUGACAACAGACACGCCUACCAUCGAAAUCAACGCAACGCGAGGGACGAAUGUGUCAUAUACGGCACUCGCCGGCAGUAUUAGGUUGGAUGGGAAUUCCACAACGCCAUCCGAGCUGAACCUCACCGUAUCCGGCCUUCCGAGCUGGCUCUCGGUCGAUAAUAAUACUUUCGAAAUCCAGGGUAAUCCCCCUGAGGAUGCGAAAUCUUCAAACUCUACGCUCACUUUCCGGGAUGUUUACUCUGAUACUCUUGACAUUAUUCUAUCGGUGUUCGUCGUUACGCGAAUCUUCCGGAACACAAACUUGAGCAUCGAGGCGACACCGGGAAAGAACUUCACAUUCGACGUGGAACCGUAUCUAUGGACGCCUUCAGACAUUGAUCUAAGUAUCGACUCCUCGGCAGACUGGAUCAACGUCGAUGGCUUGGUCAUAUCGGGAAUGCCGCCUAAGACUACAUCCCCCGAGAAUAUUACAGUCAACGUCAAGGCGGCAUCCAAAAGCUCAGAGGAGACCGAGACGGUGACGGCAGACUUGGAAGUCUUACCUCUGCCAGCCACUACUACCACUGAUUCCCCCACAUCUUCUACUAAGCCAACGAAUCCUGCGCCUACAAGCGACCCGCAACAAGGCUUGAAAGCUGGUUAUAUCGCACUGGCGAUUCUCCUACCACUUCUAUUCCUCGCCAUUGUUGUUCUCUUAAUCAUAUGUUGCCGGAGGAGGAGGCAAAAGCGAGAAUCGAUCCACGAGAACUUCAAAAACAGCAUAUCGGAACCAGUCCCUGGAUCGUUUGUGAUGAACGGAGGGGCUCACAGCAGAGACGGAUCAUCGGUUGGGGAUAUGAAGAAGCCUGAAGACAAUCGACGCAGCAGGGGUUAUUUCAACUCUGCUGUACAAAAGAUGAGACAAUCGAGGACGCUUUCGACCAUCACCGGCUCUCGUAUGUCACAGUCAAACACGAACAACCGCUCAUCAUACUGGAGGGGAUCCGAAAGAAGCCCUACGCCGAGAUCCCCGUCCGUCACGUCGUCUUGGCUUACAGAGGGCGUCCUGUUUCACCCUCAGCACACGCAUCAGGGAUCGACGAGCACCUACGACGGCCCGAGUGACGUAUUAUCUGGGUCUUCUGGCUUUCUCCAGGGUCAACGAGAUGACUCUUUCCGGAGCGUGCUCGACGUCACCAUCCCAUCUAUCAACGCGGAAACAAGUAGUAUCCAGGCAACGCCUGACCUUGCUUACACGAGCCCGUGGGGAGAGCCAUCCAGAUUGACCCUCGACAGGUCGCAGUUGUUGCCGGGCGCUUCUGGCUCUGACAGUCUGGCCUCGAUCCCAGAACAGCCAACGCCAUUGGGCUCAAAUCCCACGAAUGGCAAUAGGUUUUCGCCGUCACAACGACCACGAAAAGCAUUCCCUAUCAUGAGUGACUUGGGAUCACAAAGCAGUCUUCGCAGCUCGAGAUCGGGAUCCGGAAGGGGCAGGUUCGUUCGACAGGAUUCAAGGCCGGACUCGCGUCAUGGCUCAGUUUCACGACCGAUCAGCAGGAAGUCUGACUCAAGUCCCUUCUUCGGCGGUCGCUCUGUCGUUCCCUCGCGCAAUAGGUACAUUCUGGACAGCGACGACUCUGAUUCCCUGGAGUCGGCAAGGGGCACAGAGAACUGGCGGACGAUACCGCCACCGAGAGACUCGCUCGGCAUCGCAUACGAGGAAUUGACACGAAGCUCUCCCUUUAUGAGGCACACGCCAUCGCUGUCUCCUCGGCCCCUCAGCAUCAUCAAGAAAGACUCGAGCGGGCCGGUGAACAGGGACAGCCGGGUAGGCAAGCAAACUCCUCUGUCACGGCAAUCAUCAUCCAGCUCCAACAUCAUGGCAGGACGCUGGAAUAGGGACUCUCUCAUGCAGCGACGUGCCUCGGGCAACCGGCCUGAUUACGCAUCAUCAAGGGCAAGCAGCGAAGUGCUGGGCAAGGGGAAAGGGCUGGCGCGAUACUCGUCAGGGCCCGAGUCGGAGGGAUCUGGCUGGGUGACGGAAGCCGGAACAGUGGGGAACAAGGGCCCUCGGAGUCGGCGGGACAGCAGCAGUGAGGAUUUCCGCGUGUUCAUGUGA
This is a messenger RNA of Colletotrichum scovillei, 2484 nucleotides long. Its product is annotated as polarity establishment/cellular polarization. Gene Ontology annotation, cellular component: membrane. Bases 1 to 2484 code for a protein of 827 amino acids. The transcript has a single exon. The record is from RefSeq and is a predicted model, not a curated record. Gene Ontology annotation, molecular function: calcium ion binding. Lineage: Eukaryota; Fungi; Ascomycota; Sordariomycetes; Glomerellales; Glomerellaceae.